AUGAGUCGAGAAAGAGAUGUGAAGCCGCCAGUUCCCAGCAAACCCAGUCUAACCACAGCUUCAUGUGACGCUCCUCCAGCAGACGAGGGUUACAGAGAGAUCCGGGCACCUCCGAUUCCCCCCCGUCCCGCUUCAUCACAACCGGUCAGGAGUGACCCGGAUCAGCACCUGUAUGAGGACAUCUCAGUGCUGCUGGACCAGCGGAAAACCGAUGGAGGAGCUGAUUGUGCAGGGAAGGGGAAGCGCUUCUCAUCCUCCGGUUUGAUGGAGUCAGACACAGGUCUGCGUGUCAAAAGUGGGCUUUUGCCAGGUUGGGAUCAUGUGUUUGAUGAGGAGCAGCAGGAGGAGCAUGAUCAGUGCAGACGGUUCGCUCAGACGGUUCAGCGGGUCCGGUCAGGGGUUCAGCUCUACCAGCAGGUUCUGUUUCUCCGCGGCACCGGCAUGAUGAACUUCAUCACUCAGCUCAACUGCAUCGCCGACGAACUGGACAAGACGGUGAAGAAAACGCGCAUCGCGGGCAUCACGGGCGGCACCACGGGGGCCAUCGGAACGGCGGCUAUACUAGCGGGCAUCGCUCUGGCGCCCAUGACCCUCGGAGCCUCGCUGGCCGUGGCGGGGAUCGGCGUCGGUGUGGCGGCGGCCGGAGGCGUCACCGGAGCGUCAGCAGCCAUCAGCAAGAAAGUCAGAAAGACUCAGGACCGGAGGAAGGUGGAGAAGAUCCUCCGGAACUAUCAGAGCCAGAUGGAGGACGUGGAGGAGUGCCUGAAGUUCAUCGUCCUGCAG
Molecule: messenger RNA, 783 nt
Organism: Sinocyclocheilus grahami
Lineage: Eukaryota; Metazoa; Chordata; Actinopteri; Cypriniformes; Cyprinidae
Exons: 6
Biological process (GO): lipid transport; lipoprotein metabolic process
Cellular component (GO): extracellular region; membrane
Molecular function (GO): lipid binding
Source: RefSeq, a predicted model, not a curated record